AUGACACAGAUCAAGUGGCCACCAGGCCUCAAUAAAGAUGAUUUGGUAGGAUGGGGUAACUUUGGCUUCGUCUGUUUGGACUCUUCAUCCGGCACAGUGGUCAAAUCACCUCACGACGAAGAGCACGACGAGGCAAUUCGCAUCGAAAUGGCCAUCUACAAGCGUUUUGAAGAGUCUGGCAGUCAUCCAGGACUUUUGCGAUAUCUGGGACCUUGUGGAUCGGGCCUACGCCUUGAGUUUGCCAGCAACUAUGGUCUUCGCAAGCAUAUUCAAGAGAAUGGGGAUGAGAUCACUGGCGAUCAGCGGCUUCGAUGGUGUCUACAAAUUGCUGAUACACUCGCCUUUGUUCAUUCCAAGGGUGUUGUUCAUGGGGAUCUCCAGUGGGCAAACAUUUUCUUGGACGGAAAUAUGAACGCGAAGGUCGGUGACUUUGCCGGCUCUUCUUUGGAUGGUCAUCCCCUCAUGGUUAGAGUAACUGCCAGUCAUCGCUCACCGGGAUCACUACUGUUGGCACAGGCUGACAUUUUCGCUCUUGGGUCUACUCUAUUUGAGGUCACUUGCGGUCAGAGUCCUUAUGACGGACAGACGGAUAAAGAAAUCAAAGAUUUGUUCGAGAAGUCCUUGUUUCCAGAGACGAAACAUCUCGGUCCCAUUGGAAACAUAAUUACUGGUUGCUGGAAAGGCAAGUACAAAACUGCGUAUGAAGUCUGUCAGGAUAUCAAGGCUAUUCAGCUACCAGGCAAGCCUCCUUCAAGCACAUUCUGA
Pseudovirgaria hyperparasitica is the source of this 765-nucleotide messenger RNA. Its product is annotated as kinase-like protein. The transcript is spliced from 2 exons. Bases 1 to 765 code for a protein of 254 amino acids. The record is from RefSeq and is a predicted model, not a curated record. Gene Ontology annotation, molecular function: ATP binding; protein kinase activity. Lineage: Eukaryota; Fungi; Ascomycota; Dothideomycetes; Acrospermales; Acrospermaceae. Gene Ontology annotation, biological process: protein phosphorylation.